Cladocopium goreaui is the source of this 1245-nucleotide messenger RNA. Lineage: Eukaryota; Dinophyceae; Suessiales; Symbiodiniaceae. The record is from the annotation of a GenBank genome assembly.
AUGAAGACGCCAGCCUUGCUCUGUCUCCAUUUCCAGGCCUUGGCCGAGGCGCUGAAGAUAAACUCGUCCGUCGAGAACAUCAAUUUGGCAGACAACAAGAUUGGUGCCGAGGGGGCCGAGGCCUUGGCCGAGGCGCUGAAGAUAAACGGGCCCGUCACGAACAUCAAUUUGACAGUCAACAAGAUUGGCGACGAGGGCGCCAAGGCCUUGGCCGAGGCGCUGAAGACAAACGCGUCCGUCACGGACAUUGAGUUGGCAGAGAACAAGAUUGGUGCCGAGGGCGCCAAGGCCUUGGCCGAGGCGCUGAAGACAAACUCGUCCGUCACGAGCAUCGGUUUGUAUUCCAACGACAUUGGUGCCGAGGGCGCCAAGGCCUUGGCCGAGGCGCUGAAGACAAACGCGUCCGUCACGGACAUUGAGUUGGCAGAGAACAAGAUUGGUGCCGAGGGCGCCAAGGAGGAGAGUGACAGGCAAGCGCGCAGAACUCCUUUCGAAACUCCAGUCCGUCUCCAGGCCUUGGCCGAGGCGCUGAAGAUAAACACGUCCGUCACAGAUAUCAGUUUGUAUAACAACCGGAUUGGCGACGAGGGGGCCAAGGCCUUGGCCGAGGCACUGAAGAUAAACGCCUCUGUCGCAAACAUCAAUUUGAGAGAGAACCAGAUUGGUGCCGAGGGCGCCAAGGCCUUGGCCGAGGCACUGAAGAUAAACACGUCCGUCACAGAUAUCAGUUUGUAUAACAACCAGAUUGGCGACGAGGGGGCCAAGGCCUUGGCCGAGGCAAUUAAAAUCAACAAGUCCAUCACCUACAUCGAUUUAGAAAAGAACCAGAUUGGUGCCGAGGGGGCCAAGGCCUGGUGUGCCUUGGCCGAGGCACUUAAAAUCAACAAGUGCGUUACGCAGAUCAAUUUGUAUAAAAACCAGAUUGGCGACGAGGGGGCCAAGGCCUUGGCCGAGGCACUGAAGAUAAACGCCUCUGUCGCAAACAUCGAUUUAGAAAAGAACCAGAUUGGUGCCGAGGGGGCCAAGGCCUUGGCCGAGGCAAUUAAAAUCAACAAGUCCAUCACCUACAUCGAUUUAGAAAAGAACCAGAUUGGUGCCGAGGGGGCCAAGGCCUGGUGUGUGGUGGGCUCCACUGAAUGCUGCGGCGAUUUGAUGGAAGAUGUCAUGUCCCCGACAUCCUGUGACAGUGACAAGUUUGAAGUUUGGAGGUGCUGUAGUUUCAUCGUUCAUCUCGGAUUGAGUUGA